This is a messenger RNA of Thlaspi arvense, 702 nucleotides long. The record is from the annotation of a GenBank genome assembly. Lineage: Eukaryota; Viridiplantae; Streptophyta; Magnoliopsida; Brassicales; Brassicaceae.
AUGGCUGAGUCUAAAGAGGAUCAAGCGAAGCCUUUAUCCCCAUUAUCUCUCAAUAUCCGAAGCGACCAACCAAUCGAAGAUCAUUACCACCACGACCGAACCAAACAACACGUUCACUCACGGACCAAACUCAUCCUAUGUUGCGGUCUCGUAGCAUCUCUAACUCUGCUCAUCGCAGUCACCUUCAUCGUCCUCUCUCUCACUGUUUUCCAUCUCCAUAACCCAAAUCUCACCGUAAAUUCCAUUUCCUUCAUCCAACCGUCGUUCAACGGAGAAGUCAACACGACCCAAAACGCUACGGUCUCAGUGGGGAUCUCAUUACGUAAUCCGAAUCCGGCGUCGUUUAAAGUAAAAGAAGUUACGGUUUUGUUUCACUAUGGUGACUUGGUGGAGGUUGGGAAAAGUAGUAGACGAAGUGAAACUAUUCCGGCGAAACGGACGGUUAAGAUGAAUCUGACGGCUGAGAUUGUUACAACAAAGCUACUAGCAUCAGUUCCAGGUUUCACGGAGGAUUUAAACGGAAGAGGAGUGGAACUGAAAAGCAGUGUUGGAAUCAUUGGUAAAGUGAAGCUAUCGAAGAUUUUCAAGAAAUCUGUUCAUCUUAUAACGGAUUGUAACAUGACGAUGAUGAUGAACAAUUUCUCACAGCCUACAUUUCACUGUUCGAGGACAAGAAAUGCCUACGAACAUGUUACAACCUAA